Cyclocybe aegerita is the source of this 1950-nucleotide messenger RNA. Lineage: Eukaryota; Fungi; Basidiomycota; Agaricomycetes; Agaricales; Hemipholiotaceae. The record is from the annotation of a GenBank genome assembly.
AUGGCCGACAACAAUGCCAACGGGGAAGGCAAUGGCGCUGCAGAUCGUGUAGGAGGGCGGUCGCGUCAUGAUAAUACUAGGCUGCAGGACAUACUGACCACCUUGUUCUCUCUGCAGUCCGGUGUAAGCCCCCAACCCAUGGCUAGCUCUGAUUCAGUGCCUACGGUCAGUCUUAGAGGCAUUACCAUGCAAGAUCUGGCCCGUCUUAUGGGAUCGGGGCCUCGAGUUACCCCACCGGAUGAGGAUGAAGCAGACGAGGCUAAUGAGGAUGUCAUGAUGUUCGAAGGGGGCAACGAUGACGACGAAUAUGAUGAUGAUGAUGAUGACUACUACUACUCUCCGCCACCAAGGCCAGCUAGGCAGUGGUUUAAGCCCGUAGAAGAACCUCAGCAGGCUGGGCUGGAGCUACUCACGAGUGGCGAAUUUGGUCAGGUUGGCAUCAAGAAUCGCAGCCGUAGAAGGGCUACCAAUCUUGCACGCACCGUUCUCGAUCGUGGGUAUCGACCUAUUCCCUCCCCCAAUCGAGAGGAGCUCUGCAGUAACCUUGUCCCGAACACGAACGGAGUAACUGUGGCGACUUAUGAUUCUAACAUGUACACGGCUUCAUUCUCAAACGACUCUUCGUUCUAUUAUACUUGCGCUCAAGACUUCAAGCUACAUAUAUUCGACAUGAAGGCACCUCCAACUGCAGAUCCAGUUUCGAGAAUUGAACGCGUGCCGCGCGGUUCAAGGCGAAUACGGACAGAAACCACUAGUCUUGUCACGCGAAUGCCCUUGAGAAAAGUUAUUCAAGGCCACCCAGGCAGAUGGACGAUCACAGACGCUAAUCUUUCUCCCGAUAAUGAAAGGAUGAUAUAUUCCACGAUUGCGCCAACUGUUUACAUGACAAGUACUGCACCAGAUGGAAAUGCAACACAAAUUCCCAUCCCAUUUGCCGACCCUCUUCCUAGAAUUUCUCCGCGCUUUGAUUAUUCAGAAGGGUUCGGGAUCUGGAGCUGUCGCUUCUCUGCUGAUGGGAACGAGGUUGUUGCUGGGGGCAGCGGAAAGAUUUUUGUUUACGAUCUGUUGGCCAAUAGGAGGACAGUCAAGAUCGCCGCCCAUACGGACGACGUAAAUAGCUGCUGCUGGGCUGAUACCGGGUCAGGAAAUAUUCUUGUGAGUGCGUCGGAUGACACGUUCCUCAAAGUUUGGGAUCGUCGGUCAUUAGGUGCUUCACACAAACCGUCUGGCGUUCUCAUCGGGCACACAGAAGGAAUCACCUACGUAUCGGCGAAAGGAGAUGGCCGCUACAUCAUUUCCAAUGGCAAGGAUCAAGCACUGCGGUUAUGGGACCUUCGCAAAAUGCGGACAAGCGCGGAGCAUGAGGCUGUGGAGAAAUACCACUACGGCGUGGAUAAUUUCGAUUACAGAUAUCCCAACUAUCCCAAGCCGAGAUAUCAAGCACAUCCGAAGGACUGCAGCGUGAUGACCUAUCGCGGACACGCCGUUCUGCGCACUCUGAUCAGAUGCCACUUCAGUCCAGCAGAGACGACGGGAUCACAGUAUAUAUACUCUGGUUCAGCGGAUGGCAGAAUACACAUAUGGUCCCUUGACGGGAGAGUAGUGCAGGUUCUCGAUCGCUCAAGGACACUACCUGCGGGCUUCUCUCCGUCUGGGCCAGUGCCUCCUCCUGCCAAUGGUCUCCAAUCGAAUUAUUGCGUACGUGAUGUUAGCUGGCAUACUCAGGAACCUGUGAUCCUGAGCGCUGGGUGGGAGAACGGGACAGUCAUCGCACGGCAUGAGUACAAAGGCCUUUCGAAGACGUCAGGUGCCCUACAAGAUUGGGUGGAGAAGAAUCGGUUAGAGUCGAAUCAUUACUCCGGUGUGAGGAGGUCUACACGACUCAGACAACUGGCUCGUCGCCGGCAUGUACCUGGGGCUUUCCAUCAGGACGACGAAGAGGACGACUAG